CUCCAGGUUGCCUUGAAGCGACUCAGGAGGGAGAGGAUGAACACAGGUACUCAGAGUUUCCUCAAAGAGGCAGCCAUCAUGCAAGACAUAGACCACGAGUAUAUUGUCCGGAUGUAUGGGGUUGUGCUGGACACUGAUGACAAUGUCAUGUUGGUAACAGAGCUGGCGCCACUGCGCUCCCUUCUGGAAUGUCUCAAAGACAUGACCCUGCGUGUGGACUUGCCAGUUCCUCGACUGUGCGACUAUGCCCAGCAGGUCUGUGACGGGAUGAGCUAUCUGGAGAGUAAACGGCUGGUCCACCGGGACCUGGCUGCCAGGAAUAUUCUUGUGUUCAGCAAGAACCAGGUAAAAAUUAGCGACCUUGGUCUGUCGAGACUCCUGGGGGCAGGACAGGAUUACUACCAGAGCAAGUUCAGCGUCAGUCUCAAAUUACCCAUUGCCUGGUGUGCCCCUGAAUGUAUCAACUACCUGAAGUUCACCUCAGCUUCUGAUGUCUGGUCGUAUGCGGUGAUGCUCUGGGAGUUUUUCACCUACGGCUUCCAGCCUUGGGCUGGCUUAAAUGGACAACAGAUUCUAGAGGCAAUAGACAGUGGACAGCAUCUAGAGCAGCCAGACUUGUGUACCACAGACAUAUAUAAGUUGAUGUUGGAGUGUUGGAGCAUUGAUCCUGAAGCCAGGCCCACUUUUGCAGACAUCCUGGUCCGACUUCCACAGCUGAGGCCCACCCAGGUGAAAGCUCUCAAGGACUACACCAGUGUUGCCACAGAGAAAGGGUAUAUCUCUUACAAGGCUGGGGAUAUUAUUGUUGUCAUUGACAAAAGCCCUCCCACAACCUCCCCUCCUGGCUUAGUCUGGAGGGGUGUCCUGGCCAACGGCAAGAGCGGACUUUUUGACCCCACAAAUGCUGUCCCAUUUAUUGAACCCAAGUUUAGUCCAGUGACAGCAAAAACUGCCUCUCUUGCCAGGAAAGAGUCCAACAGGAAAUCUGGCAGAAAGAUUAGAGCAGACAUGAUCAGCCACCCACAGAAUGAUCUCCGACACACCGGGCACAUCGGUUAUGAUGGUGCUGUGUUUGGGGAUGUUUCCUUUAUCGGGGACAACUAUGACAAGCUGCCUGUCAAAGUGGGAUCAGGUGGAGGUUCGAGCCGUGGUUCAUCUGUGAUGUCCCUGCCCCAUGCUGGGGACAGCCCUGACCACAAUGGCCAUGUUCGCCCUAGUGGCUCCCAGGACUCACUGGACAAUGACAGAAAUGGCUACAAGCAAACCUGGAUGAGCCAGGAGUCACUGAACAGCCACUCCACAUUUCACACUGACCAUGAUGGCAGACACAGCCCUCACUACCUGGAUGUGGAGGAUGAUUCACUCUUCUCCGACUUCAAGAUGCCAGAUUUGGGA
Messenger RNA from Candidula unifasciata, 1395 nucleotides. The record is from the annotation of a GenBank genome assembly. Lineage: Eukaryota; Metazoa; Mollusca; Gastropoda; Stylommatophora; Geomitridae.